CAAGGUCAGGGAUUUUGCCGCGGUGCGAGAGAAGAAGACGUUGUUGCAAAAGAAUUGAGGUAUUCAAUCGUAAUAAACAAUUUUCACUUUACAAGUUCAAAGACGUCCCACAGUGAUUUUGGAUGGGAAAUUGUCGGUUGGUAUAUUUCUCAAACUCUUCAUGGAAUUAAGUUGGUUGAGUCUCCCAAGUUCAGUUCCGUUAUCUUAACUCAUGAACAAUAUGUGACCAUUUAUCCUGUUUGUCACAUGACCAAUUCACAUUCUCAAGGGCCAACCAGAAUGCUGCAAAUAGAACCUAUUGACCAAUCUACCUGUAAUUGGAUGCUAUAGUAAUUUUUAGCUGAACUUGGAACCAUCAACUUUCCGCUGGUUUUAUGACAUUACCUCAGACAUUUUAAUGGUCAGGAAUAAAAGAAAAACUAUUGUUCCACUUACCAUUGAUAAGAUAUUUUCUUUUUUUUGAACUUUUCUGGAAUAUUAAUUUUGAUUGAACAAUGAUGAAGUUGGAUUUAUUAGGCAGAUGGAAGUGGGUCUGUUUUUGGAGUAUAUCUUUGUAUAUUACUUUUGUACCAGAAUGUGAAGCUGAUGUUCAACCCUGUUACAUAGGAUCACUGUCACUGCUUCAAGGGUCAUGGGUCGCAGCUUAUGAUGACCUUGCAUCACAUAUCUCAGGUUGUACUGUUGCAUACAAUUCGUCUACCUCAGUUGUGGCGUAUGUGUUAAGUUUGACAUCGGCAGGACUUGCUAAGCCGAACUUGGAGAAGCAACCAGUGGUCUUGAACAUUGAACAGACCCCCUUUGCUAUGUUGCAGUCAUCGGCAAAAAUUGUAUUUGUGCUUAGCUCAUCUGAUCCAGUUUCUUGGGAUAUCCGAAUGACAACACUUUUUAAACUACCAAGUUUUCUUGUAUUUGUUUCGAGACCAAAUACUGUAAACCCGCUUGCUAAUAUAGAUGUGUCAGUGGAGGAAAACUUACCUACCAGUCGAGAUGGUCUCAUAGAAUGGGUCGGCAACAAGUACCAGAAAGCAACUUUUGCAGAGGUUAGCUAUGCUAACUACAUCAGUGUCUCGCUUAACCAAGAAACUCAUGUUAAUAGAACAUGUGUAGUGUCAGAUGAUUGGAAGCAGAAUGGAAUAUCAGCCAAGUUCAUAAACGAAAAGCCAAUUCAGGGAUGUAAACUACCACUGAACAGUCGCGAAUUGAAUCCAGAAAUAUAUGUGAUUGAACACAAGCGAGUUGAACAGGGUGUUUUCAAGCAAACUGUCACUUUGAACCUGAGAACUGUUAAGGACGACACUCGCUUACAUAACAUUAUGCUGCUGUUGAAGUCUAGCAGUCAUGUAUUAUGGGAUGUCCAUGGCACUUCUGGCAUUGGCAGUCUUAAAAUUCAGAGUAAUGGUAAAGUUAGUUCACAAGACUAUGUGUUUGAGAGUGUUACACCAAGCCCGGAAUUUGAGAAUGAAUCUGGUCAAGAUCUAGUGGAGUACCUGGAGCGCCAGUAUAGAGGUGUGGUUCAGUACCUCUCAGUUGAUACAGCAAACAGAAUUGAAGUCACUCUGGAAGCUCCAGGGGUUCCAAUGCCCCCAAAUAUUCUAAUUCAAGAUUCAUCACUGGUACUUCAAGGUGACAACUUGCUGAAACACAUCAUUCACACGCAGUGUUACAACCAGAGCAUGGUUGUAGCCAUCUCACUGACCACGCUCAGAAAGUAUAACAUGCGGCCAAAAGAUAUUAGCCUGCGUGAUCGAGGCUGCAACGCUACAGUGAAUGAGACGCACAUGGUCUUCACAUCAAAGUUAGGACAGUGUGGAAUGGAGUUGAAAAGUUCUAUUAAACAGUUUGUUUAUGUUAAUGAGGUCCUUUUUAACCCUGGCGCAAUUGAAAAUGGCAGCAGUUUAACUGAUGAAGAUGGCGGCUCAGGUCUGCUCCCUGAUGACGAGGAUGCUAGCAAUCAACGACGUCCCUCUGUGUCAGAAGUACAUUGCAGCUAUACUAUCAUCUCCAGCACACUUGGCCACGAGUUUGAGGAGCAAGAGGACAUCCCGGUCACUUACAAGAUCUGCACUGGACCUAAGUGUCCUCCACUACAGUUUAGUGUGUCGACCAUAUAUAACGAUCCUAAUAUAUUAGCCACAGUGUGGAGCUGCAGUGUGACGUCGGUCAAUGGGGCCAUAGUGGACAAUGUCAUUAUUAAGAAUGGGUGCACUGACUUGGACAGCGUGAUCUUAACAAGGAAUGUCAAUGAGUCGAUGAGGAUUAAUUCAUUACCAUUUGAAUCCAAAGCACCUUAUGAACUCACAUGUGAGGUUGCUAUCUGUAGUCCUCACAAGAAACAGAAAUAUCCUCAGUGUCCUGACAGAAAGACAGACUUGCCAUGUGCGCUGCGAGAUCCGAUUGAAAGUAAAUUUCAUACCACAUACAAGAUUCACUUUGAGCCGAAAAUCAUUCCUGAAACAAUAAAAUCACCUAACUCAGAAUCAAAUGUUGGAUCAAACAUUGAAACGGUUACUACCGAGGCACCAAAGACAACUGAGAUAAUUGGUCUGAACACCAAACAAGUUGUUGGCAUUGCAUUUGCUGCAUUUCUUAUGGGUAUAUUCUUUGUAACUGCUAUUUGGUGUAUCCAUGUACAUACAGCAAUUCCAAGAAGAAAUCAAGAGGAGACAUCAGCAAGCCAACCACCUCCAUAUCAACCAACUUCAAAUGGAUAUGCAGGCUACCGACAAGUACCGAACGGUUGUACUAGUAACGGUUACGCCGGCAACAACGGACACACAUUAAAUGGAUUUGGACCAACAAUUAAUCCGAACGGAAUCCCAAUGAACGGAAUGAUGAAUAGUGCCGAUUUAGCUAUGGUUUGAUUCGAUCAUGUGAGUAGUGGGAGGUGAUGUGUACUGAAAUAGCAGGACAUGGGUAAGCCCCUUAGGGCUUACUUCGGGUAAAUAUAUAUGCCAGCCAAGUGAACAGGCAAGAUUUUACUCUCAGGAACAAUGUCCAUUAUUAAACUUUCCCAAUGAAUACCAGCAGGAGAGCUACCGAAGACAAAACAGUAGCCGAGGAAAAAGUAGAUUAUAAGACCUGUAAUGAAGGCUUGGAAAAAAAACUCUAUCUAUUUCACCAAUUAUACUCAGUUCGUUUGACUUUUGUUUUUUAUUUCAACAAAAGAAAUUGAGUGUUUUUUGUGUAUUUUAUUUUAUGCAUGAGAUUUGUUCAUGGUGUUGUUCUGCACCAAAUUGCGUUCUACGAGCACCAUAAACAGAGAUGUAUAUCUACUGUAAUACUUAAAAUCUUGAAUACAAUGUUGAUGAUGAGCACAAAUUUUCUGUAACUCAAAUUAUAGGACACCGUUUAUGUAAGUAUGUGCUCUGUUCCGUUUUUGACAAGUGUUAUUUAAACACCCUAAUAUGACUUCAAAAACUAGGCUUCUAAAGCUGUACAUAAGCUAUCAGAGUUUUGUCUGUCAGACAGAGAUGUGUGUGAUCAGACAAUUGGAUAGGAUAUUCUUGUUUUAUGCACUAUACAUACAAUCAGGUUUUAUGUGAAAAAUACCUGUGAUUUUUUGAAAAAUGGUAAUGGCUGUAAUCCUACCUGAUAGUGCAUAAUACUUGGUGUCUCUGUGAUUUUAACCAUUGUCCAAUGGAAAUAUAUAACAGAUACAGAGUAGAAGAGACAAGUAAAGAAAUAAACAAUAACAAUAUGAUAUGACAUCAACCUGCCACAGGAAAAAUCACAUAUGAGGCAUGCCAUCCUCCAAACCAGCAUACAGUACUGUUGCUAAAUAUUAAACUGAGAAAUUAGCAUAAGAAUGUGGCAGAUACUGUAGUACAGAUAAGUCAUAAUACUUUGACUCAUAACUUUGGCAAUAUUAAAUCAAUUCCAGUAAGUGACCCAUCAUUUUAAAGCUUACAAUGUUGAGAAUAAGGAUAUAUUACAAAGUCAAUUUUCAUUUGUUGGUCGGUGGUGCUGGUUUUGGGAUGAAAAGCCUCAUUAUAUUUGUCACAUACGAAAUGUGACUGGACAGGCUUUUAGACAUAAUAUGUGAUAAACUAAUCAUGAAAGUGGAACUUUUACAUUGUUUUAAAUCAAAUGAUUUGAGCUUAUACAAAUCAUAAGUUUGAUGCUUUUCUUCACCAAACGUCUCAUCAGGCAUGCAUUGUUGACAAAGAGCUAAUAGUGAUUGCUGGCAUAAAAAAAAUUAAUAUAACUAUAUUGAAACAUAUACAGUAAUUAUUCAGGACAGGCAUUGGUAACAAGGUGUUGCAAGUCCAGACUUUAACAAUAACUAAUAACUAUUUAAUGAAGGCAAGAGAAAAUUUUACGGGUAGUAUUAUUAAGGAAUGCUAAAUUUAAUUGUCUCAACGAUAGCACAUAAUUUAAUGUAAAUAUAGUACAAAAAUGUCAUUUGAUAGAGGAUAUAAAUCGGCAAGUUUGUGAUGGAUUUUUAAGAAUAUUUUUACUGCUUCAAAGCUAUCUGUCAUUAUCUUCACCUUAGAUGUGUUUUAAGUGUCUGCACUGUGUCAAAACACUAACUAUUAAUAGUUGUUAGUCUUGAUCAACUCGGAGAAAUAAUAUAAUAGAUAAUCAUUUUAACAGCAGUUUUAAGGCAGUAUAUAUUUAGCUACAAGUACACCUAUUCAUUUAUUCAUCAUUUUUGUGACAGACAGUGGGGUCGCAAAUUUGAGUUACAGCCGGUAUAUACACUUUGUAUUUUAAAGGUGAAAAUAAGAGAUUUUUUUUAAAGCUAUUCUCAAACUUAAUAUGCUAAUUAUGUCUAACUAAUACUGUACCUCUAUUUUAUUCAGGAUAAUUGGUUGAAACAAAUUAGUUCCAGUUCUCCAUGUUUCUCUACAAAUUCACUAUUUUGAGAAAAAUAACAAAUAUUUAUCUUGGAUGAAAUGGUGGCAGAAGACAGAAAUAAAUUUAAGAAAAUGGAAAAAGAAAAAAAAAAACUGUAAUGACCCUGUUUUAAAAUGUUUAUGCUGCUGUCAAUUGAAUUAUUCACUGUCUAAUGGUAGUAUAGGUGGUGUUGUGUUUUAUAAAAAAAAAAAAAGAUUAGCACAAAAAAAAAAUUGAUGUAUGUAGAAUGGUAAUAUGAUAUGAUAUUGGGAAAUUGUAACAGAAGGAACAGAAAUUGAAAAUAUGUUUCUAAUUGUAGCUUAGAGCAAGUUGUUAAUCAUAAAUACUGUGUUGUUUAAAUUCCUCAGGGUAAACUGGAAUCUGGAAGCCUUUUUGAAUAGGAUAUAAAAACAAUAUAGCAGUAGGAAUUCUUUAAAAAGUUUUCCGGUUUCUACCUCAUAUCUAUUUCAUAUAUGUUCAUAUAUACGUUAUAGCAGGAGAAUAGCAAAUGAGUGCUGUACAGUUUGUAUAUGAAAAUAUAAGUAGGCCUAUAUAAACUGUGUUUAGUUGUGUACAGAAUUUAUCGAUUUAACUAAGUGGUUUAAUAACAGUAUUCUAAACUGUCUUAUACUAAUUCCCAAUUACAACUAUGGUAACCAUGGUAUUCCUGUCUGAUUUUCACAAUUUAUCAAUUUUAUCCACAAAUAAUAUGUACAAUAUUCCAUGGUUUGUUCAUUUUAAAUG
Anneissia japonica is the source of this 5580-nucleotide messenger RNA. RefSeq lists its product as uncharacterized. The coding region runs from base 495 to 2861 and encodes 788 amino acids. The record is from RefSeq and is a predicted model, not a curated record. The transcript has 12 exons. NCBI's taxonomy places the organism in Eukaryota, Metazoa, Echinodermata, Crinoidea, Comatulida, Comatulidae.